Xenia sp. Carnegie-2017 is the source of this 2712-nucleotide messenger RNA. RefSeq names its product major facilitator superfamily domain-containing protein 1-like. Gene Ontology annotation, cellular component: lysosome. Gene Ontology annotation, molecular function: transmembrane transporter activity. The record is from RefSeq and is a predicted model, not a curated record. The transcript is spliced from 18 exons. NCBI's taxonomy places the organism in Eukaryota, Metazoa, Cnidaria, Anthozoa, Malacalcyonacea, Xeniidae. Gene Ontology annotation, biological process: transmembrane transport. Bases 33 to 1607 code for a protein of 524 amino acids.
GUUGGUUAAAUUGGAUUUGACAAUUGACAACUAUGGCGGAAUCACCAAACAGAGCAAAGACAGAUGAAACUGAACCAUUGCUGGAUAAAGAAAAGGAUAAAGAUCUUACAGGAUGUGGCAAUACUCCUCUUUGUAACCCCAGACAUCGUUUUCAUCGCUAUUUUUUUCUUGUGUUUAUAUGCACGCUGAGCUUUGGCUCAUACUUUUGCUAUGAUAAUCCUGGUGCUUUGCAGCAACAAAUAGAAAAAGACAUGAAUGUAGCUACAGCACAAUAUACACUGCUAUAUUCUUUAUACUCAUGGCCAAAUGUUGUUCUCAGUUUUCUUGGAGGAUUUCUCAUAGAUAGAGUAUUUGGCAUUAGACUUGGAGCAAUUUUGUUUAGCUUACUUGUCUUAUCUGGUCAGAUUGUCUUUGCAAUUGGUGCGUACAUUGGAAAUUUUUUCGUUAUGGAGUCUGGACGGUUUAUUUUUGGUCUUGGUGGCGAAAACCUUGCUGUUGCACAGAACACAUACUCCGUUGCAUGGUUUAAAGGAAAAGAAUUAAAUUUUGUAUUUGGCUUGCAACUCAGUAUAUCUAGAGUGGGAAGUACUGUCAAUUUUAAUGUUAUGAAACCUAUCUACGAUAUGUUUUCCCAUCGUUAUCAUGGUCAUGUUGCUUUGGGUUGGACUUUGUUUGUAGGUGUUCUCUUCUGCUGUCUGUCUUUGUUAGCCGCUUUUGCAUUGGCGUUUUUCGACCGACGAGCUGAAAGAUUAUUAAAGAGAGAAGAGACAAAAACUGGUGAAGUAAUUCGAUUAUCUGAUAUCAAAGAUUUUCCUUUGACACUUUGGAUAAUUUUUUUCAUUUGUGUCUCUUAUUAUGUCGCCGUUUUUCCGUUUGUUGGUUUGGGAGUCUUGUUUUUUGAGUACAAAUAUGACAUGACGCCAGCACUUGCAAGAAUUGUAACCAGUAUCAUUUUCAUCGUCUCCGCCUGCGCUUCGCCAUUUUUUGGAAUUCUAGUCGACAGAUUUGGUCGAAAUAUUUUUUGGAUAAUUUUUGGCGUGUUGAUGACUCUUGGCUGCCACAUGUACAUGGCAUUCACGUUUUGGCAGCCAUUUGUAUCAAUGGUUACGAUGGGUAUUUCGUAUUCUAUCGUUGCAUGUGCAUUGUGGCCUUUAGUUGCCUUGGUUGUUCCAGAGAAUCAGUUGGGUACUGCGUACGGAAUAAUGCAGUCCAUUCAGAACCUUGGUCUGGCUCUCGCUAAUAUGGCUGUUGGGGCGAUUGUGGAUUCAAAAGGAUACCUAUUCUUGGAAGUUUUCUUUUGCGCCUGGCUUUGUCUGGCGUUGAUGUCGAGUAUACUACUAUAUCUAGCUGAUGCCGCCAAAGGUGGGAAACUGAACUUGUCGACAAAACAAAGACAAGCGCUGCAAGUACCUAAAGCAGCAUUAACAUUGUCUAACGAGGAGGACAAAAGUACUAGUCCUUAUUCGUAUGAAGGUCAAACAUCGAUAAAGCCACGAUCAGCUCAGCAACUUAGGUUCCGUUAUUUAUCACGUGUUGGAAAACAUCAAUUCCAGGUUCCAGUUUCACACAGAUCCUCAGCACUGGCGUUUCCUCAUUUGUUAAAAUGAUCAGAAUUCGUCGGGGCCAAUCAAUCAAAACAUAGUCAAUCGUGACAUCUUCCUUAUAUCCCCAACCACGUGUUAGCUAAAUUUUUUUUCCACGUUAUGUGUAAAAUAAAUCGUCAAGCUUGAAACUUUUCAUUAUUAAUAUGAUUCAUUCAUGUACAAUAUAGAAAAUGUUUUCCAUGAUAUCAUGAACUUCCUCUAUGAUUUUGCUCAUCAGGAAAGGAUUUAAAAUUUGCUUCAACAGUUGAUGAUGUUAACUUGCGGCUUGUACGACAUUUUAUCCAAUUAUUUCUUUCAAGAUUGUGUUUAGUUUCGUCAGUUAAACAUUCCAUUCUUUUCACUAUCUUAACCAAUUAUUGCUCUUCUUUUUUUCUCUUUUUCUGUUUUUUGUUUUAUUGAAUCACUGCAAUUAAGUAACCGAAAAUUUGUAAAGCUGUUUGAUAGUUAUAACUUUGGAGGUAGUUUGGAGUGCACCGUGCACAGCAAAAGGAUAAUGUUUGUUAAUACAGAUUUAUCAGUGAACAAGCAUAUAGUAACUCGAUUUGAGAUUUCAUACUUCAUUGCUUGAACCUGUGAAUUUUUUAUUUCAAAAUAUUCACAAUGUUUGUAAUUAAUGUAUUUGGAAUUGUACUAAUUGUUUUUGUUUGAUACUAGACUUUCCAUGCCUUAUUUUAUUUUUUAAUUUGUGUGUUCAAAGGCAGAAAAAGGACAAAAUAGUGGAAACUAAGAGCGGAAGAGUGUUGCAUGGUUUUAAAGAAAAUGAUCAGAAUUUACUGAUCACUUGGAAUUGUACUAAUUAUUUUUGUUUGAGACUAUACUUUACAUGCCUAAUUUUAUUUUUUAAUUUGUGUCUUCAAAUGCAGAAAAAGGACAAAGUAGUGGAAACUAAAAGUGGAAGAGUGCUGCAUGGUUUUAAUUAAAAUCAUCAGAAUUCGUCGAGGCCAAUCAACCAAAACGUGAUCAAUCGCGACAUCUUCCUUAUAUUCCCAUCCACAUGUUAGCUAGAAUUUUUUUUCCACGUUAUGUGUAAAAUAAAUCGUCAAGCUUGAAACUUUUCAUUAUUAAUAUGAUUCAUUCAUGUACAAUAUAGAAAAUGUUUUCCAUGAUA